AUGGUCCUGGUGACUCUGAGGCGGGGAGGCGCAGCGGCGGUCCGGAGGCCCGCAGUGACAGGAGAGCGCGACCAGUGUCCCAGUGCGAACCACCCCGGGAAGUGCAUGUCCCAGACCAGCUCCACCUUCACCUUCACCACCUGCCGCAUCCUGCACCCCUCGGACGAGCUCACGAGGGUCACGCCAAGCCUUAACUCGGCUCCGACUCCAGCUUGUGGCAGCGCUGGCCACCUGAAGUCCACGCCGGUGGCCACGCCGUGCACCCCACGGAGGCUGAGCCUGGCCGAGUCCUUCACCAAUGCCCGAGACUCCACGACCACCAUGAGCACGUCUCUGGGGUUGGUGUGGCUGCUGAAAGAGCGCGGCAUCUCGGCCGCCGUGUACGACCCCCAGAGCUGGGACCGGGCCGCGCGGGGCUCCCUCCUGCACACUUACGCCCCCCGGAUGGCCGUGAUCCCCUCCACGCCACCCAACUCGCCCACGCAGGCGCCCGCCGGCUCCCCCCCCGCCUUUGAGUUCAAGUGCACCAGCCCGCCUUAUGACACCUUCCUGGCAUCCAAGCCGGCCAGCUCCAUCCUGCGCGAGGUGCGGGAGAAGAAGGGCGUGCGCAGCAGCGAGAGCCAGACAGAUGUGUCGCUUGGCAGCCUCAACCUGGUGGACAAGGUCCGGCGCCUCGGAGUGGCCCGGGUGGUGAGCGCAGGGCGGGCGCACAGCCCCACCUUGACUGCAGACCAGGCACCUGCGCUCUGCGCACCCCCCGGG
This is a messenger RNA of Fukomys damarensis (Damara mole-rat), 762 nucleotides long. RefSeq names its product trafficking kinesin-binding protein 1-like. The transcript has 4 exons. Gene Ontology annotation, biological process: anterograde axonal transport of mitochondrion; endosome to lysosome transport; neurogenesis. Gene Ontology annotation, molecular function: GABA receptor binding. Lineage: Eukaryota; Metazoa; Chordata; Mammalia; Rodentia; Bathyergidae. The annotation marks the transcript as partial. Gene Ontology annotation, cellular component: dendrite. The record is from RefSeq and is a predicted model, not a curated record.